This is a messenger RNA of Phlebotomus papatasi, 1367 nucleotides long. Its product is annotated as probable ribosome production factor 1. Gene Ontology annotation, molecular function: rRNA primary transcript binding. Lineage: Eukaryota; Metazoa; Arthropoda; Insecta; Diptera; Psychodidae. The record is from RefSeq and is a predicted model, not a curated record. Gene Ontology annotation, cellular component: nucleolus; preribosome, large subunit precursor. The coding region runs from base 89 to 1123 and encodes 344 amino acids. The transcript has a single exon. Gene Ontology annotation, biological process: maturation of 5.8S rRNA; maturation of LSU-rRNA.
UUAUGUUAGUCAAACAUAAAACUAAAAUCUCGUGUGCUGUGUGCUCCGCUGAAAUUCGCAAUUUUCAUCAAUAAAUCAAUUUAGAAAAAUGAGUAGUGAUAGUGAAUCAACAGAUACAGAACAAGGAGCAAGGAAAAAGCAAGUGGAAAAGCGAAAAAGAAAGAAAUACAGCAGUGAUUCAGAAAUAGAUGAACACAACAAUGAGAGUGAGGUUAAGAUUCCCCGGAUCAAUCCCAUUAGUGUCAUCCGGAAUAAGGCAAAGCGGUCAAAGGCGUUCCAGAAGGUGCAGCAGGAACGAAAGAAAGCACAGAAGAAGGAGCGAAAGAAGAGACAACAGGAAGGUGGUGAAAGAAGCACUGGACACACACUUGAGAGCCUUCGGGAGGCAGAUGAGACAACUGUGACACAUCUAGAGGACUCUGAGAAUGAGGAACUUCGCUUGGAGAUGCAGAUGGAUGAGGUCAGCAACUACUACAGCAAGGAAAUUGAACCUAGGGUUCUAAUUACCUUUUCUGACCAUCCAAAUCCACAUACGAGGAUGUUUGGUCGGGAAUUGACCAGAAUCAUUCCCAAUUCCAUCACUAGGCUGCGGAAUAGGUCUUCCGUGAAGAAAAUCUGUGGCAGUGCAAUCAGAGAAAAUUACACAGAUGUCCUGAUUGUCAAUGAGAAUCAGAAGAAAGUCAAUGGAUUGCUCCAUAUUCAUCUUCCAAAUGGUCCUACGGCUCACUUUCGCGUCAGCAAUGUCCAGCUGACGUCUGAGCUGCGAAAGAACUACCGGGAGAUUAGCAAGCAUCGCCCGGAAGUCAUCCUUAACAACUUCACCACGCGUCUAGGACUCUCAGUUGGGCGGCUUCUUGGUUCUCUGUUUCACUACGAUCCAGAAUUCCGGGGACGUCGAGCUGUGACUUUCCACAAUCAACGGGACUACAUCUUCUUCCGGCAUCAUCGCUAUGAGUUCACGAAGGACGGCAAGAGAGCCAAACUCCACGAACUCGGACCUAGAUUCACCCUGAAACUGAGAUCUCUGCAACAGGGACUCUUUGACAGCAAAUGCGGAGACUACGAGUGGAUAAUAACCAACAAACGACACAUGAUGGAGGCCAGGAGGAGAUUCUUCCUUUAGAAAAAAAACUGCUUCCACAAUCACCAAUUUAUUCACGCAACAAGACUCCCGGAUACAAAAAGGGCAGUAACUGGGGAGAUUACACCGGAUCUCACAUCAUCGGACACUGGUUGGGAUUAUUCAACUGGGUAGGAUCAACACCCACGUCCAUCAGUUCAGCCGGUGGCUGGCCCAGUUCCUGCAUCUGCAAAAAAAUAAAAAGAUUUUUUUUGUUUAAUAAACCGGAAAAAUCCUGUAAAACAAA